Messenger RNA from Echinococcus granulosus, 396 nucleotides. RefSeq lists its product as hypothetical. The record is from RefSeq and is a predicted model, not a curated record. Bases 1 to 396 code for a protein of 131 amino acids. Lineage: Eukaryota; Metazoa; Platyhelminthes; Cestoda; Cyclophyllidea; Taeniidae. The transcript has 4 exons.
AUGAUCCGUGGUAGGCGGUUCGCAAUCACAAGUGAAAAUGCGUUUGCUUUUAUGACAUUGCACAUCAAAUACUUUAGGAUUGAAAUUUUUGCCCUUUUUAAAAAAAUAAGUACUAAAUUACCAUCACCUUUUGCUAAAUUCUUCAAUGUACCAUUUCCUGAGGAAGAAAAAUCACCAAAAAGGAAAUCCCAAAGAUAUUACCAUCAUUUUGAAUUCCCUGCGUCGCUACAUUGCAGCUUUAUGAUAGAUGUCAUUACCGCUUUAGCUACCUCAAUGACAAGGAGCAGUAAAGGUCUCAAACAAUUCUAUCAAUUAAUCGACAUUAAAAAAAUAUUCACUCCUUCCUCUACAAGCAAAAUCGGCUCAGAACAAAAGCACAAAAAAAAACUCAAUUGA